This is a messenger RNA of Aaosphaeria arxii CBS 175.79, 4596 nucleotides long. RefSeq names its product non-repetitive nucleoporin-like protein. The transcript is spliced from 4 exons. Gene Ontology annotation, cellular component: nuclear pore; nuclear pore inner ring. Gene Ontology annotation, biological process: transcription-dependent tethering of RNA polymerase II gene DNA at nuclear periphery; RNA export from nucleus; protein localization to nuclear inner membrane. The coding region runs from base 227 to 4267 and encodes 1346 amino acids. The record is from RefSeq and is a predicted model, not a curated record. Gene Ontology annotation, molecular function: structural constituent of nuclear pore. NCBI's taxonomy places the organism in Eukaryota, Fungi, Ascomycota, Dothideomycetes, Pleosporales.
CAGCUUCAUUUGCGCCUCCAUUCACUUCAACGGCGCAAUUGGACUUGUCGUUCCCUUUGUUUCCAUCGCUUGCGCUCUCGCAUUUUCCUCUCGGUCAGUGUGCGCAACAUCUAAUGUCCAUGUCGGCCAACAGCGCGUAACUUCGCCUUCAUCCUAACCCUCCUUCUCACUACGCGGGUUCCAUCACCACGACAGAGACCCUCCACUUCCAAAUAGAGCCAUCGCGAUGAAUCCACCUGCGACACCUCAACGCCCUGGGCCGGGGGUCUUCCCCAUCACUCCUGCGCCCGCCCGGCCAGAGCUACGAAGAGCACCAACGGCGCAGCCUACACCUGCAUCUACAGCCAUAGAACGGGCUGCGAAAACAGUCAAUGAAAUGUUGGAGAAGGAUCGACGAUAUCGCGACCUAGAGUCAUAUGUUGGACAGGGCAUAUCCGGCGACUAUGAACCCGCCGAACACAUUGCGUUGACACCGUUCCAGAAGCUCAGGACAUACGAGAUCCCGGAGCGCAUAUUCGAGCAGGUCAAUGAAACCCAGAUCAACACCAACAUGGGCUUGUUCGCGGAGAUCAAUCACGCCUGGGUCUCAGUUGACAAUCAGCUCUACCUCUGGGACUACACACAUCCCAACCCAGAACUCGUUGGAUACGAAGAACAACCCCAUCUCAUUACAAGUGUUAAGCUUGUGAAGCCACGGGCGCGUGUAUUCGUUCCCACUAUCUCACACCUGCUAGUAGUCGCGACUGUAGAGACCAUCUUCCUCAUCGCUGUCGAGACUAACAGGGGCCCGGAAGGCGUGCUUGGAAUAACACUCUACCGGACUGGAUUCUCCGUCUCUGUGAGAGGUACUUCGGUCUCUGCUAUUGCUGGUUCGGCAAAGACAGGGCGGAUUUUCUUUGGCGACGGCCGAGAUUCAGAGGAUGUCUACGAACUCUACUACCAGCAGGAGGAGAAGUGGUUCGCUAGCAAAUGCAGCAAGACAAACCACGUGAAAAAGUCGAUCGGUUUCCCAUCGCUAGGCUGGUACUCGGCCGCCAAAUCUCCGUAUGUUGUACAAAUGGAAGUGGACGAUACGCGCAAUGUGCUAUACACCUUAUCCUCGAAUGGAAACAUCCGCGUGUUCCAUAUGCGAACAAUCACAUCGCUCGACCUGGCCAUUACGAUGCCACUUACAAGAUUAAGGACAAUGUGUAGCCACAUCAUUCGUCAAUCCGAGUUGCUGGACCCGAACAUGAAGAUCGCUGGAAUCGACCCAAUCGCGGCACCCGAGGCCGGUCAGCUAUCGCUGGUUGCGACGACAACCUCUGGAGUCAGGAUAUACCUUAGCACAACUACUGGCGGCUAUUACAGCGAUGCAAUGGCUGCACCCAAUAGUAUGCAAGUACGACAUAUUCGACUCCCUCCAGCGGACGGCAAUCCCCCUCCCCAGGCAACUUCUUCGCAGCUACAGCCAUAUCAAGCAGCUGCGCCCCUAGGCUACGACUCCAAGGUUUUGACAACCACCAUAAAAGCAGCUAGAUUUGCUCCAGGAUCGUUCUUUUGCUUCGUGGCCAAGCCAAGCGACCCAAAUCAACACUUCCUCUUUGCAUCAGCACCACACACCGGAAAGAUUGGAAAUGACCCUUCUCCAAAUGUGAGAUUCACGGAAACAUCUCAACAACACCCUCUCGGAGGUCUCGUCCAGGAUAUUGGAUUGGUUUCAGACCCAUUCUCUGCUGCGGAGCGGCCGAUUGGUUUUGGAAAUGAGCUUGCAGUACAAUUCGACAGGAAGCAGACUGAGUUUGCCAUCAUGACGCACAAUGGUAUCGAGACCAUCCGGAGACGGCGUCUAGUGGAUAUUCUGGCUUCUAUCAUCAAAUCUCCAGGUGGCUCGGAAGGCAUUGAGGGUGAUAUCCGAUCUUUGUUAUCACAAUACGGCGUGCGAGAGCUUGCUUCGGCGGCUCUUGCUGUUGCAUGUGGCCAGGGUUCAGACGUUGGCCCUGACUCUCGCGUGGCCAAGGUCAGCGACCCAGAGGUUUUGGAGUUUGCUCGAAAGGUCUUCAUUGAGCACGGCGGCCGUGCAAGCUUGGACGACAACACGCGACCUGACGACUUGACUGUCGAUAGCGUCCGACCAUCCCCUAGACACGAUGGAAUCGCCAUGUACGUCUCUCGAUUGGUUCGUUCGAUCUGGCAAUCGCCAAUCAUCAAGGAAAAGAAGAUCCCGACCGGGUCGAUCUUUGAGCCUGUUCACAGUAUUGGGAAGCUCCAGGAGAUUCAAGGCGCUUUGGUGCAACUUCAAGAGUUCUUGGAUACAAACAAACAGCAUAUUGAUGGCCUAUCCGGACCCGAAGCAAUGGGUCGCGUGACCUCGCGCAAAGACGAAAUCGAGCUUCAAGGCGAGAACCGCGCUUUGAGUAGCUUGCUUCAACUCAUCAAUAACAUUAUUGAAGGCAUUGCCUUCGUCUUGGUCUUGUUCGAUGAGCGACUGGAAGACAUUCUCGUUCUGCUUCCAGCAGACUCGAGGGCAAGCGUUCUGCAGCUCACUUUCCAAGGACUCUUUAGCGUCAGUCAGGGCAAAGUGCUCGCGAAGGAGCUUGUGAAAGCCAUUGUCAAUCGCAACAUCACCAAGGGUUCGAACGUCGAGACAGUUGCGGAAGCACUUCGAAGGAAGUGUGGAAGCUUCUGCAGCUCUGACGAUGUUGUCAUCUUCAAAGCGCAAGAAAACCUGAAGAAGGCCAGUGACCUUGGUGCCAAUGCGGAGCAAGGUCGAAUUCUUCUGAACGACAGCUUGAGGCUGUUUGAGCAAGUGGGCAAGAGUUUGAGCAAUGAGCACCUUACUGCUGCUGUGAAUAAGUUUGUGGAGUUGCAAUUCUAUGCUGGUGCAAUCAAAUUAGCAUUGAAGGUGGCACAAGACAGUGAUCGAGGUAACAAGGCUUUGUCUUGGAUAAAGGAUGGUCGACCAGCACAGGAUGUGCGAGAAGAGGUGUACAUCAAACGUACAGAAUGCUACGACCUCAUUUUCCGCGUCAUUGAAGCCGUUGACCAAGUUGCAAACACUCAACCUCCCACACAGGACGGUGUCAUCUCGGUUAUUGACCGCCGGAAGCACGAAGCUUACGAGCAAAUCAACAACUCGGAGGACGAGGUAUUCCAGAACUACCUCUAUGAUUGGUAUCUCUCCCGAGGCUGGGCAGACCGCCUCCUUGAGAUCAGCUCAUCCUAUGUGGUGGACUACCUUCGACGAAGCUCGGCCACAAACAUGUCUCAUGCCGAUCUACUGUGGCGCUACUAUGCUCACUACAGCGACUUCCUGAGCGCAGCCGAGGUACAAUUCGAGUUGGCAAAGGGUGAUUUCGAUCUAUCGUUGGAGAAGCGUAUUGAGUAUCUUUCCCGUGCGAAAGCAAACGCUUCGACACGAGUGACGGGAUUCUCCGAGAUGGGUGCACGAAACCGCCAGUCACGACAGGAGUUGCUUAGGAACAUCAGCGAUCACCUCGAUAUCGCUAACAUCCAAGAUGACAUCCUACAAAAGAUCAAGAACGAUCCUCGCCUGCAAGGAGAACGAAGGCAAGGGGUGCUCCAGCUACUCGAUAGCAAGAUCCUUACCCUCGAUGAACUUUAUCACCAAUAUGCCGACCAGGCAGGCUACUACGACAUCUCCCUGCUUAUCUACCACGCAGCCGACCACCGGAGCAUUCCAGAUGUGCGCUCAACCUGGACGAAUCUGAUUGAGAGGGUUCACACGCAAGCUGUGGAGAACCAGCAACAAGCACCGUGGGAGACUGUGUCCCUCGAAGUUGAAAAUGUCGGUCGCCGCGUCAAUCUGAACGAGAACGUCUUCCCGGUCAACAUCCUCCUCCAACUCCUUCUCCAGUACGAUGUGCAAAACUACAACCACGACUCCACCCCGAGCCGCGGUGCCGCAGAGCUCAUUCCUUGCUCUAACCUGACCUGGCCUAUCGACGUGUUCAUCAAGCUCGAUGCGCCUUUCGAAGCGCUCGUCGCUACUCUCGAGUCACUCUGGUACGCACAGGAACCGCCAUUCACCGGUCCUAAGAGGAAAUUGAUCGUCAAAUGGAUCAUCUACACAAUCAACCAAUGGAAAGAGACAAGCAGGAGGCAAGGGGUUCCCUUCGGAGCGGAGGAGAACGCCCUUGGACUCGCAGACUGCCUUCGUGUGGUCCUUCAGAGCGACAACGGAUUGAGGAGGGAUAGCGCGGACGACAAGGAGUGGAUAGAAAGAGGAAGGGAGCUCAAGGAAUUCGUCGAUAGCUGUGCACGAUGAACAUGAAGCCACCUACCCCCAAAAGAGAAAGGCAUGACCCUUGGUUUCUAUACAAUCACGUAUGUCAUUAUCUUUCCGCGUACAAAACACGAACCUACCUACCAACCUCUUUAAUCAAACCCGAAACCCAAAAGCCGAGAGAAAGCAUUUUGCAAGAAGGAAAUCGAAAGGGAUCGUGUGGAUAGGAUAUAUAAUGGAACGGCAUUGGGCUUUUUUUUUUUAUCAUCCAUCUCUCGGGUUGGGGGGAUUUUUGGAGUCCUCUUGUGUGUCUGUGUGGGGGUCCUGUUUUUUGUUCACUAUUUUAAAUCUGGCUUGUGCCACCUUUUUUC